This is a messenger RNA of Drosophila bipectinata, 649 nucleotides long. Its product is annotated as large ribosomal subunit protein eL15-like. NCBI's taxonomy places the organism in Eukaryota, Metazoa, Arthropoda, Insecta, Diptera, Drosophilidae. Gene Ontology annotation, molecular function: structural constituent of ribosome; RNA binding. Gene Ontology annotation, biological process: cytoplasmic translation. Gene Ontology annotation, cellular component: ribosome; cytosolic large ribosomal subunit. The record is from RefSeq and is a predicted model, not a curated record.
GUAAGCAGGUCUAUCAGUUUUGGACAUGGGGGCUUAUCGGUAUAUGCAGGAACUGUAUAGGCAAAGCGAUGUCAUGCGAUAUCUGCUUACAAUUCGCGUUUGGCAGUAUCGUCAAUUGAAUAAAUUGCAUCGCUCGCCUAGGCCAACUCGACCGGAUAAAGCAAGACGUCUGGGAUAUAAAGCUAAACAAGGAUUUGUCAUUUAUCGAAUUCGUGUACGUCGUGGUGGCCGAAAGCGCCCUGUACCAAAAGGCUGCACUUAUGGAAAGCCAAAAAGUCAUGGUGUAAAUCAAUUAAAACCUUAUCGUGGAUUGCAGUCUAUUGCUGAGGAACAUGUUGGUCGCAGGUUAGGUGGCCUUCGGGUUUUGAACUCCUAUUGGAUUGCUCAAGAUGCUUCAUAUAAGUAUUUUGAGGUAAUAUUGAUCGAUACUCAUCAUAGUUCAAUUCGUCGUGAUCCGAAAAUUAAUUAGAUAUACAAGCACGUGCAUAAGCAUCGCGAGUUAAGGGGCCUUACAUCUGCAGGUAAAAGUUCCCGUGGAAUCGGCAAAGGAUACAGAUACUCGCAGACUAUUGGUGGGUCCAGGCGUGCUGCUUGGAAGCGCAAGAACCGAGAGCUUAUGCACAGGAAGCGUUAAAUUGUACCACACAUG